This is a messenger RNA of Bombina bombina (fire-bellied toad), 1008 nucleotides long. RefSeq names its product V-type proton ATPase subunit S1-like protein. NCBI's taxonomy places the organism in Eukaryota, Metazoa, Chordata, Amphibia, Anura, Bombinatoridae. Bases 1 to 1008 code for a protein of 335 amino acids. The transcript has 6 exons. The record is from RefSeq and is a predicted model, not a curated record. Gene Ontology annotation, cellular component: proton-transporting V-type ATPase complex.
AUGACCAAUCCAGUGUUCCAGCAAAACCAGUAUUCAGACUGCAGUGACCUAUCCUGUAUUCCAGACACACCUGCGCUCAGCCUUGCCAGGCAGUAUCCUGCUCAGUGUUCCAGUAGUGUUAGUAGCCGCGUUCGCAUUCAACCAUAUCACAACAUAUUCAGAAAGAAAACAUUUUUAAAACGUCCUGUAAAUGAAAAUCAUCAUAGUCCUAUUAACAUUACAGAAAAUGGCAAAACCUGCAUUCUCUUUGUUGCUGAGAAGAUAAUGUUAACAUUUAAGGAUGAAAUUCAUUUGGACUUAACAGAUAGAACAUUUGGAUCACAUAAAAUAGUGGACAUAGACGAUUCCAACUGUAAUGAAGAAAAUGCCACACUUUCACUUAAGUUUGGCAACUUAGGAAAUUUAAAAGGACUUACUUUAAGAUUUCUAUUGAUCAAAAGCCUUUAUAAGCCUCCUUCUCAAAAUUGGUUCAAAUUACAAUGUGUACAGAUACUUUUCAACAAUUCCGUUCAAGCUACUUAUAGCACAACAAGAAUAUUUGCUCCAAUCAACUUCUCCUACCACUGCAAGCAUGUCACCAGCAUUCACAAACAUGAUGCACUCUUGAUACCCAGCUCCUUGGAUGAUAAUUCAAAACAGUGGGAAAUUACAUUUUUUGACUUUCAGAUACAAGGCUUCAAUAUUGAAGAAGGACAUUUUGCCUAUGCCAAAGACUGUGUGACGUACCUCUCGCCUGCCAUUAUCAUGGGCCUAGUCAUGUCUCUAAUCCUGCUGUUGGUCUUGGCCUACAUAUUGCACAUGCUGAUUCAUCUUAAAUCAAUAGACAGGCAUUAUCACAGAAAAAGCUCUUCUACCUAUUUCCCUAAAACAAAACACAGUUCUCUUGUGGAUGAGAGGGAGCCCCUUAGAGGUGGUCUACAGGAAUGUUAUGAACUGAGAAGCAACUCCCUAGAUACAGACAUUAUAAAAUCAACACUGGUGCAACACUGCAUCUCUGGAGACUUAUAA